AUGUCAAACUUGCCAAAGGUUUUUUUCGAUAUCACCAUCGGCGGAAGUUCAGCCGGACGAGUUGUGAUGGAGGUAAACGACUGAACAAUCUUCUGCAAUAUUCGACAGUACAAGAAAGCGUUGUCAGACAAAAGCUUCGGUAUCUUAAAACGAAAAGGUCUCUCUGUACUUCUCUUCAUCCUAUUUUUUUCAAUUAAUCGUUUUCUUACCGUUCUGUUAACAGCUCAGAAGCGAUGUAGUUCCCAAGACUGUAGGUUUGUGCAAAAUUUUAUUUUAUUUUGUUUCCUAGUUGACUGUAAGGUAAUAGAUUAUAAGUUUCAUCGUUUGCACGAAACAACUCCGAUCAGUCAAAUUUCACGUGUUGCUGCCGUUGAAUUUCCUGGAAGAGCUCCUAAUUGAACAAACUUAACUACAAACGUCAAAAUUAGUCAUCUCAUCCUGAGUGAAACAGGAUUUUGUCGUUUCGCUCAAAAAAAAUUUGCACCAGUCAGGUGAAAACUUCAUGGCACGUGUUGUUGGGUCUUGUUGAGAUUUCAUAUUUUCCCAGAUGCUACUGUUUAUUUUGAGAAACCAAUUCAAGAGUCUCUUCCCAAGUCGAGAAAUAGAAUUCCUUCCCGGAAAAUUCACGGAGCAAAUUUUAGGAUUACUUUAGGCACAUUUCAGUCCCUCCUCUUAAUUAUCGAUGAAAUUAGAGCAGUUUUUCAAAGGAGUGAUUAAACGAAUGCAGAAUGGAACGAGCUUUGCUUUACGAUGCUGCAUGAUCAGAUGAGAAAACUCGUGUUAAUCUUUCAACCAAGUGGAUGCAAAACUAGAGCUAAUUGGCUAGGUCACUCACAUGUACGGAUUGCUCGCUUUUCGUGCAAAUUCUGAUUGUCACCUUAAGAUCUUUUAUCAUCGCUCUGAUUGGCUGUUGUGACGUCUUUGAUUUUGAAGCUGGAGUCUGAGCAAUGUUUAAGUGAGAAGAAUUUGUAAGGGCUAGUCUUUCUUACCAAGGCCUACAGUAAUCUAAUGGUUUUUUUAGUUUUUGAGUCAAUGGUGCUCAAGGCAAUGUAGACUCCUUGUUAUGGAGUCAGACUGUGAACAUUCCUAUCAUUUUUAGCGGCCUUACACAUGCAGACAUUGUUACAGUAACUAAUUUGGGAGAAUGGCAGAAAGCAAAUUUCACUCCUUGCAUCCAUCACUUAGUCACUCCUUUCCACUCCUGUCAACUAUUUACCCGCUAGUGUAUAGGGAUUUUGCGUGUUCAUUUUAAGUUCCUGCUUGGGGCUCAGCUGAUAGCAGUCUGCUGAGGAAGAAUGCGUACUUAACCAACAGCUAAGAUCUGAGACCAGAUAAUUUUACUAAUGGCUGAAAAUUGAUGAAAAUUAAGACUGAGUGCAUGGUCUGAAACAAGGUUUAAACAAAUUCUGCACAUACAAGGUGUUGGAUAAAUUACUUUCAAGGGUGACAAGUUGUCUAACAUUUCAGUAUUUGUAGGCCUUGUUUUAAAACCUUGUCAAUCCAGAAUUUGAAUAGAAUACUCGAUCGCCAAAAAAACAAAAUAUAGAUGAACUAUAUUCUUAAAUGCUUAAAACCACACCUUUUUUCCAAGAGCAGAAGAGGAAAGACAAACGAUUUGCUUUGGUAAUUGGCUUCUUGAAUGCUGAUUUCUGCUCAGAAAAAGGUGAUGUUCUGGAUGAAAACAGAAAAAACAUGCUUUUGAAGAAUACAUUUAAAAACAGGGGAACAAAAGGAAAAAGAAAGACAAAAAAAAAAUUUGCUAUUGUCUUGAGUUGAAUCCUGGCCCUUUACUGUGCCAAGGGAGCAAAUGUGAGUUGAGACAAACCAUGUGCUGUCAGUGAAUGGACCAAAAGUUUUAAUUCAGUGGCCUUAAUAUUUCAUCCCUUUAUAAUUCCUUUUCUGAGUUCAGUAGCCCACAGCCACUUAAAAUUGUAUGUUUGUUCGCGUUGUUUACAUUUGGGUGCUUUUAUAAGAGUCAAGCUCAAUUUUAUCAGGAAAGUGGUAAUUUUGAUUUUAGUUGCACAAUCAUUACACUUAUUACAGCAUUCAAUGACCAAUUUACUCAGAGAUAAGCCUUGUGCUGGUAGCUUUUUUCUGGUCUGAAGUAACAGUCUAUUAGGAAUUGGUAACAUGUCAUGGCUGCCCUACUGGUUUCAUGAGUCACAUCACCCUUGAUUGCUUCCAGCCACAUCACCUUUAGCUCUGCAAAAUGAACUCUGUAUGGGUUUGCCUUGUAUUUAAGGGCCCCCUUUAACUAAAAGCAGCACUUGAGAAAGUCCACUUGGAGAGCUGAGCCUCAAAAGAGGAUAUUUGAGACCCAUUGUAAAAACUAAGAGCAACAUACACCCUUGUACCCUUUGGGUGCCUAUUUUUAUUGGUGCACUAUUGACUGGGUGAUGCUUAGUUUAUGGAAGUUCAGUGAAGUUCAUGAUACCAAUAAGCUAUGAUCAGGGGGUUGAACAGGUCUGUCUUUGACUCACCCAGUUUUAGCUAUUGUAUGUUUUUUUAAAAUGAUAUUCCUUUCUAGAGAACUUCCGUGCACUGUGCACUGGUGAGAAGGGAUUUGGCUACAAAGGGAGUAAAUUCCAUCGAAUCAUUCCUGGGUUUAUGUGUCAGGUAAGUUUCUGUUACUGCUUCAGUUACAAAUAUAAAUAUUAAUAUUAUCUUACCUAACUCUUAUUAACGCUAAACUGUAAAUCAUUUUUUAUGCUCAUUAAGUUGAUCUUCCCCUCAUGGCCACCUUUCCACAGUAACCUCCUCAUUUGUCCCAGCAAGUGCCCCACACAGUAACCCUUAAUUUGUUCAAAAUUGUUUCUGUCGUACACACCCCUUCCUUGCCAUAACAGUCUCUUCUUUACACUGGUUAUUUUAAGGUUGCUGUUGUAGAGAAGUUCAAGGGUUUUCAACAUUAAGAAGUCAAAUGCUAAUUAAAAAAUCAGAUACUGACGAAUUUUCUAGACAUAAUGUCCUUCUUUCUAUGCAUGUCAAAAGCUUAUUCAACAUUAAGAUUUUGACUGUCUCUGUCAGACUGUAGCUUAUUGAGUGAGUUAUAGUAUGUCUCUGAUAGGGUACAAGUUGUUAUAUAUUGAUUUAUAGAUAAAGAGCAAAUGCAGCCUUUUCAUGUUGGGAAUUUCUUGGCCAAAAAUUGGUCAGAUUUGCAAAUUUCUUGUGAGAUAGGAAUCAAAAUCCAGCCAGCCUUUUCAACCUCCUUAGGCACUUCUCUUUAAUUUUAAGGAUCUGCUUCUCAAAUUUUCUUUAAAUAUAGUAUAUUUAUGGUGCUAGGUUGUAAAUGCCCUCGGACAGCCAUGCAUUCAGUAUGAAAAAAUGGAAUUAAAAGGAUACAGCCAUCAUGUAAUGGAUAAACAACUGUUGAGCACAUUAUGUACACAUGUAACUUUCUUUAACCGUUAUAUUUAACUAGGGUGGAGAUUUUACUAAUGGCAAUGGAACUGGUGGCAAAUCCAUUUAUGGUACAAAGUUUGCUGAUGAAAACUUUUCCUUAAAGCAUACUGGUCCUGGUAAGUGUUUGCUCUGAUUUUGUUUAUGUUUAAGGUGAGAUUAAGGGUGGAGCAAGGGUGUAGCUAGGAGGGAGGAGGGAGCUGGGGUGCCUCUAAUCCCCACCUCAUAGGCCUUUUUUUGUGACUUGUAGAAAAAACAUGGCAUAGAGGUUGCCAUGAGAAUCUGGUAAGUACCCUCUGUAAUUUGGGAAUAAUUAACUUCUGGACAGAGGUCAAGCAAUUAGAUGUUACAUCCUGUUUUCAUCAGCUGUGCUUGAAUAUUUUCUUAAUUUUCUUUGACUUAAAAUAUAUUUUAAAGUAUCUUGCUUUCUUUUGUUUAUUUUGUUUGUUAAUUAAUACUUAAUUUUAGGGAUCCUAUCUAUGGCCAAUGCUGGCCCCAACACCAAUGGAUCACAGUUUUUUAUUUGCACCCAUAAAACUACAUGGCUGGAUGGCAAACAUGUUGUGUUUGGAAGCGUUGUGGAUGGUAUGGAUGUCGUCAGGAAAAUGGAAGCAGUAGGUUCUGAUUCUGGCAAAACAGCAAAGACAGUAGCAAUAUCAGAUUGUGGGCAGUUGAAUUGAAACAACCACCUUUGAUCUGCUGAACAUGUAAACUGUAAAAUGGUAGAGAUCGGGA
Molecule: messenger RNA, 4134 nt
Organism: Pocillopora meandrina
Lineage: Eukaryota; Metazoa; Cnidaria; Anthozoa; Scleractinia; Pocilloporidae
Source: the annotation of a GenBank genome assembly